AUGGUGAGUGCACCCAAGAAGGCUAAGAGGAGGCAGCAGGCAGAGGGCGGCAGCUCCAACGUGUUCUCCAUGUUUGAGCAGAGCCAGAUCCAGGAGUACAAGGAGGCUUUCACAAUCAUUGACCAGAACAGGGAUGGUAUCAUCAGCAAAGAUGAUCUGAGGGACGUCCUGGCCACCAUGGGUCAGCUGAAUGUGAAGAAUGAGGAGCUGGAAGCCAUGGUCAAGGAGGCCAGCGGCCCAAUCAACUUCACCGUCUUCCUCACCAUGUUCGGCGAGAAACUGAAGGGUGCUGAUCCCGAGGAUGUCAUUGUGAGCGCUUUCAAGGUCCUGGACCCCGAGGGUACUGGCACCAUCAAGAAGGAAUUCCUGGAGGAGCUCCUGACCACCCAGUGUGACAGGUUUACCGCUGAGGAGAUGACAAACCUGUGGGCUGCCUUCCCUCCAGAUGUGGCUGGCAACGUAGACUACAAGAACAUCUGCUACGUCAUCACACACGGAGAGGAGAAGGAGGAAGAGUAA
Messenger RNA from Chanos chanos (milkfish), 519 nucleotides. It is a transcript of the gene mylpfb, whose product is annotated as myosin light chain, phosphorylatable, fast skeletal muscle b. Lineage: Eukaryota; Metazoa; Chordata; Actinopteri; Gonorynchiformes; Chanidae. Bases 1 to 519 code for a protein of 172 amino acids. Gene Ontology annotation, molecular function: calcium ion binding. The record is from RefSeq and is a predicted model, not a curated record. The transcript has 6 exons.